Paramisgurnus dabryanus is the source of this 3126-nucleotide messenger RNA. RefSeq names its product solute carrier family 49 member 3 (gene slc49a3). Gene Ontology annotation, cellular component: membrane. Gene Ontology annotation, biological process: transmembrane transport. The record is from RefSeq and is a predicted model, not a curated record. Lineage: Eukaryota; Metazoa; Chordata; Actinopteri; Cypriniformes; Cobitidae. Gene Ontology annotation, molecular function: transmembrane transporter activity.
CACCCAGACCAACAACUCUCAUUCACCGGCAAACUAGAAACUAAAACCGAAGUCUCUUAGAUUAACCAGCUCUUGAAUUUUAACAUUUCGCUGGUUGGACAGUUUGACAUAGAAAAGUAUUUUCUGAACUGAAGUGGCGGGAUUGUUGUUCUGCAACAAAUGGAUACAGAAUUGAGGACUUUAUAAAAAAAAUCAAACUCAUUUAUGAUGCGAUCUUGUGACGCUCGCCUGGUACUGGCUCGGUUUCGGUAUUAUGGAUGAAAGAGAUAGAGAAGCGCUCAUCGGGAGCAAGACUGAAAGUGAUCGGGCUCCCCUGAGCGAUGGAGGAGGACACAUUGCUGCUAAAUUCACGCUUUACAAAAGGAGAUGGUUCAUCUUAUUUGUACUCUGCCUACUAAAUUGUUCCAACGCAGUGCUCUGGCUGACCUUUGCACCGGUGGCCGAUCAGACGGCAGAGUACCUGAAAGUCUCUUUGGAUCUUGUCAACUGGCUGUCCCUUGUCUAUAUGGUGGUGGCCAUUUUCUUCAGCUUCAUUACUACAUGGAUGUUGGACUCACUAGGUCUGCGUUUCUCGCUCAUCCUGGGCUCUUGGCUUAACAUGUUGGGCAGCGUUCUGCGUGUUGUUGGUGUCCUGAGCUGGAUCCCUCAAUGGGCCGUGUUUCCUAUGGUAAUGGGUGGCCAGACUCUGUGUGCCCUCGCCCAGCCUCUGGUUAUUUUUGCACCCACCAAACUGGCAGCACUGUGGUUUCCAGAUGACCAGAGGGCCACGGCGAACACGAUUGCCUCAAUGGCGAAUCCUCUCGGAAUGCUUUUUGCGAAUAUCUUCUCUCCCAUGAUAAUUCACUACAGCAGUAAUCUUCUUAUGCUGCUUAUUAUAUAUGCCAUACCUGCCACCAUUGCCUGUUUCCUAGCAACAGUGGGAAUUCGUGAACGUGUCCCCCCGACACCCCCCUCCGCCAGCGUGGUGACCUCCAGCACUGAACCUUUUCUUCAGGGUGUAAAACUGCUACUGAAGAACAAAGCGUACAUGAUCCUGCUGGUGUGUUUCGGGUCGGGGAUAGGAGUUUUCACUUGCUUUUACACGUUACUCGAGCAGAUUCUUUGCAUUAACGGCUACUCAAAUGACUUUGCAGGAGUGUGCGGUGCUUGUUCGAUUGUAUUUGGUGUUGCGGGCGCUGGCGUUCUUGGCCUGUAUGUGGACAAGACGAAACAUUUUACAGAAGUCACUAAAAUCAGCAUGUGCCUGACAUCGCUGGGCUGCAUCGCAUUUGCUGUGGUUUCCCAGCUCAGGGACAUGAAGGUUGCCGUCGGUACUGCGUGCGCGUGGUUCGGCCUGUUUGGGUGCUCCGUGUAUCCCAUCGCCAUGGAGCUUGGAGUCGAGUGUUCGUACCCUGUGGGUGAAGCAACAUCAUCUGGAUUGAUCUUCAUAUCUGGACAGAUUCAGUCUGUCAUCUAUAUGGUGCUUCUUCAAGCUCUGACCAAACCUCUGACAGAUUCGACAGUAUCUGUAUGUGUUACUGGAGGGGAGGCCGACCUGAACUGGACAGUGCCAGCGCUGGUGAUGGCAGGCCUGUGUACUGUGGGCACCUGCUGCUUUGUGCUCUUUUUCCACACGGAUUACCGGAGACUGAGAGCAGAAGCUGCGGCAUCACCAAAGAAUGUGACGGACCGGACAAGAGAAGGAGACACCUGAGCAAACAGCACAGGUGCCUGAAGAGAUCCACCGGGCCAUGCUUUCAAUUGUUUACAUGAAAGUUAAUAACUAGAACCUCAUUAAGCACUUAAAUUUGUGCCUUUAAUGGUAAUGUUUUUUGUAUUAUUAAUACUCUAUAUAAUUUGAGCUUGAAAUCAGGACCAUCAUGAUGGUUUGUUACAUACAAAUGAAUUUUGCACAAGUUUUUGACAUUUCAGUUAAAGGUAGUGGUGAGCGGGGUACAAACUAAUGCAGGGUUAAUUGUAACACUGCUACUUUACAUAUUUAUUUUUUCUCUUACUGUAAGAUGAUCUCCUGUGGAUUUGUGAAAAGUUUGAUGUGUUUUGGUUAAUAUAAUGUAAAUAUUAUUCAUCAAAAUGCAUCCUUUAAAAAAUAUAUAUUUCUAUGCAUUGUUGCUUAAUACAAGGAUGGUGAGAUGAAGGAUCAUGGAUGAAUAAAUGUGUGGAUAUCUAUCUAUUAUAGGCAGAUAUAUAAACAAUAUCCACCUUUAGUAUAUAGACAGAUUUAUUAUUUGUGUUGAAACAAAAUUUUCUAGCAGGUGUUACAACAAACCCUCUGUUUGUUACAAUGAACCCCACCUGUGGGGUAAGUUGUCACAUUCGCACUUCUUUCACUUUCAUUGUAAUUGUACAAUAACGGUAGGUCAAACAAACUUUAAGUGUUCAUUUGUAGCAGAGAUGUGUGUGUUGAUUGUGUAAAAAAUUAUUAAUCUAACUUUAAUAUUUUUUUAAUCAUGAGCCAAGGCGAAAAAGCGUUACUUGGUGCCCCGCUCUCCCCUAAAUUAUGUUGUUUUAUACCAGAGCAUUUACACCAAAAGGUACAAACUUUUAACCAAGUACAAUUUUUUAUGCCUUUUUAUAUCUAAAUAGUAUCUUUCUUGCUUUUAAAAAUGACAAUUAAUUGGGGUUUUGGUACCUGUUAUUUAAGUUUUAUUUAUAAUGCUGUUGAUUUUAUGAAACUGACAAAAACAUGGAAGUUAGGUUCAAUAGUACAUCAAAUUUAUAAUGGAAAUAGUUUUAAGUUGUUGUGUUUUAAAGCAUCGUAACAUAAAUAAGAAUUAAAUUCUAUAUGAAACAUUCUUGUAUUCGUUUUAUUUUCUUUUAAGGGGGUACUUUUUGCUAAUCACAUUAACCAAAAAAUAUGUGCUUCUGAACCACAAAACCACAAGCAGCACAGGUAUAUUUGUGACGGUAAUAGCCAACAAAACAUUGUAUGGGUCAAAAUUACUAAAAGGUUUUAAUGCCAAAAAUUAUUAGGAUAUUAAAGGAAAGUUUUGUAAAAAUCUUGUAAAUUUCCUACACUCAAAAAAAUUAUUAAUUGGAUUAAGUCAAUAAAAUUGUGGGCAGGAUUUCCAUCCAAUAUGAAUGUGUACCCGUAACUCAUAAAAACUGCUUUACACAAUAAAAAUAUAU